Molecule: messenger RNA, 2991 nt
Organism: Labeo rohita (rohu)
Lineage: Eukaryota; Metazoa; Chordata; Actinopteri; Cypriniformes; Cyprinidae
Product: protein APCDD1-like
Exons: 5
Coding region: 215-1678 (487 amino acids)
Biological process (GO): negative regulation of Wnt signaling pathway
Cellular component (GO): plasma membrane
Molecular function (GO): Wnt-protein binding
Source: RefSeq, a predicted model, not a curated record
GAAAGGUGUCGCUCUUACAAAGGUGCUCGCACUCCUUCCUCUGCAUUUACGCUCCUUCUGGACUCCAAAGGCUGAUUCUGAGGAUGUAACGACGAGAAAAACACAUUUAUUCUUUGCAGAGCCGCUGGUGUGAAACUUUAACGCGUUUGAUAUUCUCAUCUUCGUCACGAGACUCGAAACUUUCUGUGUUUUUGUCAGAGGAUUUGUUGUGAAGAUGUUGUCUUUAUAUUCUCCUGUCGUCCUGCUUUCUUCUGUGAGUGUGUGUGUGCUGAUGGUCAGGGCUGAUCCGGUUCUUCUGGAUCAGAGUUCCAGGUGUGACUCCAGACUCAAACAGCUUCACGGACAGCAGGUGACCGUCCACCAGCCGCCCAACGUCACCGGACACUGGGUGUCCAACAGCUGCGAGGUGCGUCCCGGCCCGGAGUUCGUCACGCGCUCCUACCGCUUCUACCCCGACGGCACCUUCCGGGCGCUGCAGUUCUACUACGAGGACCAGCACUGCAGCGAGCCCAGCUACAGCCUGCUGAUCGGGGGCAGCGUGCGGCCGCUGCAGGCCUCCUGGCUGGUGCGCGGAGGAACCGCGUGCGAGUACCACCUGAGCCGCGUUCAGCUGCUGUGCCACGGGCCCGCGGCGGCGGCGCUCGUCCGGCCGCUCCUGCGAACGGGCUGCGACCCGCGGCGGCCGCUGCGGCCCGGCCUGACGUACGAGCUGUGGGACGAGCGGUGGGCGGCGGCGGGUCGCGACUGCACCCGCGGCUUAGACUUCGGCAUGCAGGAGCUGCGGCUGAUGCGGCUGGAGCGGCGCCGUCGCCAUGACGACCCCGGCGGACGGGCGGAGGAGCUGUUCCUGGGAGACGUUCACACGGAGCGCGCUCAGAGGAGACUCCACCGGCCCGCGGGCUACCAGACCCCCCUGCGGAGCGCCAAGGCGGAGCGCUGUGAAAUCUGUCAGAUCGUGUCUUCGGCCGAUCUUCAUCAUCCUCCGGUGCUGCCGGUCCAGCCCGACCGUCCGGUGCGUCUCCACGGAAACUGGGUGAGCACGCGGUGCGAGGUGCGUCCGGGCGUCCUCUUCCUCACCCGACACCUGACCUUCGACGAGGACGACCGGACCUGGGCGGGACGGUACGAGCACUUCUCCGACCCCGUCUGCCGUCACCCCACCUUCAGCCUCUCGGCCAGCGGACGCUACAGCCGCGGAGAUCCGUCCGCCACCGUCGGGGGCGCCGUCGAGUUCAUCUUCACCGUGACCCACAUGGCGGUGACGCCCAUGGAUGUGGCCACCACGUCUCUGCUGAACGUGCUCAGAGGGCGCGAGUGCGGCGCCGAGGGCUCGUGGAAGCUGGGCGUCGAGCAGGACGUGACCUCGACCUCGGGUUGCGCGGCGCUGGGCGUCCGUCUGCCUCACACCGAGUACGAGCUCUUCAGCGCGGGCCAGGACCCGUCCGGACACGACCUCCUCUACAACGGCCAGAGACCCACCAACGGCUCCAGUCCGGACCGGCCCGACCGACGGGCCACGUCUUUCCAGCCGCCGCUGAUCCGCUGCAGCGGCGGGCAGAAGAGCGAGCGGCGCGUGGGGCGAGAGGGAGACCAGCACUUCAGACUGAGCGCCGGCUGCGGCUCAAACGCGCUGGACGCUGGACUCGUGGCGUUGAUCCUGCUGCACGCCUUCAUGUAGCCGGAGGGAGCGAUCGCGUCCGCAGACUCUCGGUCGGCCAGUUUAUCACCGUUUGCACUAGCUCAUGUUUUAGGAACAAAAUGUGCCCAAACAAACAAGAAGUGAGCAUCUAACAGACUCAAAAGGGAAAGAUUCAUUCAUUGUGUUGUUAAUGAAGCGUGAUUUGACGUGUCGGUUCAGACAGCUUGUGAAGGUGGUGACACAUGCAUGCGCUCUAAUGUAGUUCCUGUUCAUCCUGUGUGGCGUCACAUUCACUGGAGCUCAUCGUACAUUAUUCAUCAGCAAUUACAGUUCAAAUAAUGCCACGCUCUCUACAUUCACAGACGCUCCAGAGCUGCUGAUUUCAUCCAGAAUCGCUGUAAAUAUCCCAGCCGCCUGUCAGUAAAUAUGGGAUUGCAUUUUAGAGCAGAGGACCUGAUUGAAACCUUGUCUCAUGAUGCCCAAACAAAUGAACGUAAACCUUUGACUCCUGCAGAUCAGGGUUAAUAUUGUGAACCAAAACCGUUUAAAAAGACUUGAAAUAGAAGUUAACUAAAAAAUUUUUUUUUUUAUUUCUGCUAGUUGCCAAGGCAACAUGUAUCAGUUUCAUAGUUUUACAUGAUGUACUAAAAUGAAGUAAGUUGAAAUAAGAAAUGUUUAAAAAUGAUAAAAUUAUAAUUAAUUUUUUAAUUUAAAAAAAAAUUAAAAUGAAAACAGAAAAUAUAUAUAAAGACCUCAUUCACAAUAUUAAUGAAAAAUAAGUUAACUGAAAAUAUAUUUAAAAAAACAAAACAUUUUUUAUUUCUGCUACUUUCCAAGGCGACAUGUAUCAGUUUCAUAGUUUUACUUGAUGUACUAAAAUAAAGUUGAAAUACAAAUGUUUAAAAAUUAUAUGGACAUUACAAAAAAAAAAACAAUAUUACAUUUUUUAUUUUAAAAUUAAAAUGAGAACAGAAAAAAUAUGUAAAGACCUAAUUAACCAUAUUAAUGAAAAAUAAAAGUUAACUGAAAAUAUAUAUUUAAUAAAAAAAAAAUUCUUCUAUGUAUCAUUCAUGUAUCAUUUUCAUAGUUUAACAAUGUACUAAAAUAAAGUUGAAAUAAAAAUGUUUACAAAUUCUAUGGACAUUACCAAAAAAAUGUAAUUAUAAUUUUUUUUUUUUUUUUUUUAAAUUAAAAUGAGAGCAGAAAAUAUUUACAAAGACCUAAUUGACAAUAUUAAUGCAAACGAAAAUAAUAUUUCAAAAUGGUUUGGAAGUCAUUUUUAAAGAAUAACGGACAAUUUGUCGUCACAUUUAUUUAUUGCGUUGGAUUCGGCACACAUGAUCAACGCAGAG